Neohortaea acidophila is the source of this 1488-nucleotide messenger RNA. RefSeq lists its product as uncharacterized. The transcript has 3 exons. Bases 1 to 1488 code for a protein of 495 amino acids. The record is from RefSeq and is a predicted model, not a curated record. Lineage: Eukaryota; Fungi; Ascomycota; Dothideomycetes; Mycosphaerellales; Teratosphaeriaceae.
AUGCCUCAACCAGCCCCAUUCAGACAAAUCUCCUUCUACGGAAGUAAAGACACAGGCAGGCCCACCGCGCCCGCAGAUGUCCCAAUCGCGCAAAGAAAGGCUCUGUACGAGAAAUUCCAGGCCGGGGUGAUCGAAUGGAACGACGGCAACGCUUUGACCCGCAACAUGAACGAAUGGUUCGUGCCGCUUUUCGUUGAUACGGACCCUCGACAACUCGAUCGUCUCAAGGCCAUCUACUCCGCCAUCAACAAGGCGCUCAUUCAUUUGGUGGACAAUUGGUGGACUGAUGAAGAGGCCGACUUCCCGAAGCGGAUGCCUAUUGAGAAGCAUCAAGAGCAGUUGCUCAGGUGGAUCGGCAGUCGCGAGGAAUCGCACAUGCCGUCCUACGCCGAACGACGAGAUGUUCAAAGACCCGAUUUCCUCAUCGAGCAAAUCGAGGGCCCGAGCGAGCCUGUGGAGCGGCUCAAGAUCUGCGAGAUUAAUGGCCGAUGGCCGUACAACGGUUUCCAUUUGGCGUUCAUGGUGGAGUAUGCGGCGGCGAAGCUGUUUCCCGAGCGGCUGGGGAUGACGUGGGAUCUAGACGAAAAGACGACACAACGCAAGCUCGUCGGCCUGUUCGAUGCGUCGAAGCCGCUUCACAUCAUCAAGGAUGGCGAAAACAACGCCGACAUCUACAUCUUUGCCCGCAAAUACCACGAAAUUACUGGGCAACCGGUGACGAUCAUCGCCCCGGUCGACGUCGUGCUCGCGCCAGAUGCCAGCUCCGAGACUGGCAAGGCGCUCUUCUACCGUAAGGUCGUCAGCAAAGAAGAGAGCGAGUGGGUAGACGUGCAGUUGGAGAGGAUCUACCAAUGUUCCAUCGAACCCCAUCAACCCGAGCAGUCGUACUACGACCUGGAAACCCAUCAACACCUCGCGCGCAUCUGCGUGAACGACAUGCGCACCGCCUUCCUCACAAACGACAAACGCUUGCUGGGAGUCCUCUGGGAGGAGGUCGACUCCCUAGCCCAAAAGCACGUCCUUACCACCGAAGAAGCUGCAACGCUACGCGACGCUCUGAUCCCAACGUAUAACCCAGGCUCAGCCUCGCUGCAGGAAAUCGUGCGCCAAAGCCGGACGAACCCUCUCGCCAAAGACAGGUACAUCAUCAAAGCCAUCCGCGGCGCAGGCGGGCGCGACAUCUACUACGGCGCCGCGCUCUCGCAGGAAGAAUGGCUGGCGUACGUGGAGCCGCUCGCGGCCGCAGACCCCGUCGUUGCUCAGCAAAACUACAUUGUACAAGACGCGCUGCACCAGAUGGAGUACGAUAUUGUGCGCACGAGGGUGUGCGAGGAGGUGGAGAGGUUUUGCCUUGUGGGCACGUUUCAUACGAUUAGUGGGCGGUAUGCGGGGAUGGGCCCGUGGAGGGUCGCGUAUCAGAAGGAGUUCAUUCCGUUGAUAAGCGGGGACAAUAUUAUGAUGGUUAGUGCUGUUCCCGAGGCGGAGUGA